AGGACGUACAUCUGGGCCUUGCGCCACCCGCCCGCGGCCCCGCUCGCCUGGCCAUCCUCUCGGGCCACUACCUCUACUAUCACUAUGGCUGCGACGGGGCUGGGGCUGCGGAUACCGAACUCUGCAGACGCUGUGCUCGUGGCCACAUGGCCGGCCCGUGGGUGUUCCCGGAUUGAUGGACGUGCAGGCCGCGUUGGAGGACAUGGGUGACAAGCCCCCUGGGUUCCGCGGCUCCAGGGACUGGAUCGGCUGUGUAGAGGCCAGCCUCUGCCUCGAGUACUUCAGAGGACCCCAGGGGCGCCUAUGCCACGUUCCCCGUGGAGCUGGGCUUCAGGGGGAGCUGGAGAGACUUCACUCCCACUUCGCAGGGGGCGGAGGGCCUGUAAUGGUUGGGGGGGAUGCGGAUGCCCAGUCGAAGGCCUUGCUGGGAGUCUGUCUGGGGCCGGGCACCAAAGCCUUCGUCCUGGUAUUGGACCCUCACUGCUGGGGUGCUCCAAAAAACCCCACUGAACUACAGAUUGCUGGGUGGGUGGGCUGGCGAGAGGUGAGCACAACAUUUGACUCCAAGUCCUUCUACAACCUGUGUUUGACCAGCCAUAACUCUGAAAAGCAGCUGCCUCCGCAGGACUGAGACGUUCCCAAAACAGGACUGUCUCCGGCCCCAAACACUCUCAAGGGCAGAGGCUUAGAGACUGCAGGAUGCCAGGCCCCCAGGAAGUCCCAGUAGAGCCUGGAAACUUUGGCAUCAAUAAAGUGACAAGGCCCGGCU
This is a messenger RNA of Myotis davidii, 769 nucleotides long. It is a transcript of the gene UFSP1, whose product is annotated as UFM1-specific peptidase 1 (inactive). The coding region runs from base 176 to 631 and encodes 151 amino acids. The transcript has a single exon. NCBI's taxonomy places the organism in Eukaryota, Metazoa, Chordata, Mammalia, Chiroptera, Vespertilionidae. The record is from RefSeq and is a predicted model, not a curated record.